Messenger RNA from Pseudophryne corroboree (corroboree frog), 1237 nucleotides. RefSeq names its product SAP domain containing ribonucleoprotein (gene SARNP). Bases 190 to 885 code for a protein of 231 amino acids. Lineage: Eukaryota; Metazoa; Chordata; Amphibia; Anura; Myobatrachidae. Gene Ontology annotation, cellular component: nucleus. Gene Ontology annotation, biological process: poly(A)+ mRNA export from nucleus. The record is from RefSeq and is a predicted model, not a curated record. The transcript is spliced from 11 exons.
CAUCUUCCCAAACCGGGCAACUUGCCGGCCACUCACACACGUGUCCCUGCCGUUCCACGCGUGGGUUACUGUCAGUAGCUUUUGUUAUUGCACAGCGCAUAUUCCCCGGUACACGCCGAGACUGGGCUGCCGCGCGGUGCAUUACACCAAAGACAGCUGGAAUCGAAACUCCCGCGCUUUAGUGCGUGCAUGACGUCACGUGCGCGCCCGUCCAAUAGCUGCGUCACGUGCCCGUUUCUCAGACGAGGGGGAGCUACCAAGAUGGCGGACACCGUAGAGAUUCACAAGCUAAAGUUGGCAGAGCUCAAGCAAGAAUGCCUGGCCCGCGGUUUGGAGGUGAAGGGGAACAAGAGCGAUUUAAUCAACAGACUACAGGCAUACCUAGAAGAACAUGCUGAAGAGGAACCCAAUGAAGAAGAUGUGCUAGGAGAUGAAACCGAGGAAGAAGAACAAAAGCCUCUUGAUGCUCCAGUCAAGCAAGAUGAGCCGCCUUCUAAAACAUUAGAAACAGAAACAGAGAAGAAAUUGGUGAAAAUUACAACUGGACCCCUUCCGGUUGAUAGACUUCAGAAAAGAGCAGAGAGAUUCAACGUUCCUGCCAGCGCAGAUAGUAAAAAGGCAGCUCGUGCUAUUCGGUUUGGUAUUCCGUCCACUGAGCAGAAAGGCCAGGCCACGAGUGAGAAAUCCACGGUGAAUAUUGAUAAACUGAAAGAGAGAGCGCAGAGAUUUGGUGUCAGCGUGUCUCCUGUCACAAAGAAGAGUGAGGAUGAUGAGAAGCUUAAGAAGAGAAAGGAACGUUUUGGUAUCGUCACCAGCUCAGCUGCUGUAACGGAUGAUAUUGAGGCAAAGAAGAGGAAAAGGUCAGAACGUUUUGGCAUUGUCUAGCAGCGUACCUGCUACACCUCAUACACUUAUUUGUUUCAUUGUUUGUUCAUCUCACCAAGGGGUGUAUUUAUCAUAGUAUGGAAAAAGAUAAAGAAGAGAGAAAUAAAGCACUAACCAAACGGCUCCUAACUGACCUUUUUCAAAUACAGCCUGUAAGAUGAGAGUGAGAAGCUGAUUGGCUAGUGCUUUAUUUCUCGUCACUUUAUCACACUCCAUGCUUUGCAAAUACCCUUCCAAGUAUUGUAAAGAAUCUUUAUAUCAUCUUUUGCUUUUUUUGAAUAAAUUUUUUUAAUAAGCUUUUUAAGAUUGGGGAAAACAUGGAGAAUUUAAUAAACAAAAAACCUGUUCCUUA